AUGAACAUCCCAGGAAUGACUUCCGGCAUGGCUCCUGCAGGCGCAACUGCAGGAGUCGGACUGCCCGGCGCUGGAAUGCAGGGCAUGAGCGAGCAGGAACAGGCAAUGGUGAAAGCGAUGCACGCGGCGAUGGAAUCGUGUCCCGUGAAGACUGUUAUUUCGGGUACGAUGGGAUUCGGUCUUGGUGGUGUGUUUGGGUUGUUUAUGGCUAGUAUGUCCUACGACUCAACCUUCACUCCCCAAGGAAAAGCCAUUAUGGACCUCCCCUGGCGCGAACAAGUCCGCCGCGGUUUCAAAGACAUGGGCUCCCGCUCCUGGUCGUCGGCCAAGAACUUCGGUAUCGUCGGUGCAUUGUACUCGGGCACGGAGUGCUGCGUCGAGGGACUGCGCGCCAAGAACGACCUCACGAACAGUGUGAUCUCGGGCUGUAUCACGGGUGGUAUUCUCGGUGCGAAGGCGGGUCCUCAGGCUGCUGCGGCUGGUUGUGCGGGUUUUGCGGCGUUUAGUGCGGCCAUCGAUGCUUAUAUGAGGAUGCCGAGCGAGGAGUAA
Molecule: messenger RNA, 549 nt
Organism: Aspergillus bombycis
Lineage: Eukaryota; Fungi; Ascomycota; Eurotiomycetes; Eurotiales; Aspergillaceae
Product: translocation channel protein TIM22
Exons: 3
Coding region: 1-549 (182 amino acids)
Biological process (GO): protein insertion into mitochondrial inner membrane
Cellular component (GO): TIM22 mitochondrial import inner membrane insertion complex
Molecular function (GO): transmembrane protein transporter activity
Source: RefSeq, a predicted model, not a curated record